AUGCAGCAGACCAGUGCCAGCAAAAACAAAGGCAACAGCUUCAAAAUCCCCAGCAAUGCAUCCUUUAACAAGACCACAAAGAGAGUGGGCAAGCCAGAUGGCGUGGCAGGAAGGCCUGGCUCAUCCAAGAGAAAGAUUGGGGAUGAGAGAAGCGCAGGAAGCAGCCAGAUGGAGUGUGAGAAGGGCAUAGAGUGCAAUGAAACACUUGAGUCCCAUUAUUGGAACUUCUGGCACUUCAGGCUUGCAGAAGAAAGAGCAGAACAAGAACGCAUUUACAAUUCACUCUCCUGCAGCCAGGUGGAUAGAGAAACCAAGAACAAGAAUGGGGAAUGUAGCAUUCUAUCACAUGAAGGUAUUGCAGCUGCAAAUGGAAUUUCCAACAAGAAACAGCAGGAAAUUGUUGAUUUGAGCUUGGUUUCAGAUGAUGAAAGUGAAAUAAACAGUCGGAACUCCUUAAAAAGCAUAAAACUUUUCAGCUGUAGUGAAGAGGAGAAAGGCAGUGACACAGCAACCUUUUUUGGUUUAAUUUCAGAGUCCUCAGAGGACGACAAACAAGAAAAUGAAGGAUUUUCAGUACACAAUAGUACUUGCAGGGACGUUAAUCAGAACCAGUACAGCGAUGAAGACUUCUUUGAAAAUGAUGUACCUGAUCUAAACUUGAACCCUGAGCAAGGGGCCAGUGAAUGGGAUAAAGAAACAGUUAUCUUUAGUAGAAAUAAUUCUCCAGAAAAGUGUAUAAUUGUUAGGAAAACCAUUGCUGAUUCAGAGUUACACCAAACUAGGCAUGAUAGCAUUCCAAGAAUAGAUGCAUUGGAAAGGACAUCUAGCACAACAAGCUCACUUUCUGAGUCAUUAUUACAGCCUGUUCCACAGACAAAUAAUGUUGAAGAGGAAGGCAUUGGGCACAGUUCGUGUAUGAACGAAGAAGUGGCAGCACCUGAAAUAUUAAAAUCCUCUAAAGAUUUGAGACAGAAAGAUGCAAGAAACUCUACAGAAGGCAGUGGUGAGCCUCUGCAAGAGCCAGCAAUACCAGGAACUUCAAAUAGAUCAGAUGACUGGAAACUGGAGGAGAAGUCUAAAACCUGCACAGAAAAUAGUAAAGAUGCUGUGUCUGUUGAUGUGCAACUUGACAGCGAUGAGGAUGAAAUAUUCAGUAAUCUGGUUGAACAAGCCAUGGAAAAAUAUCUUGGUGAUUCAGAAAGAGGAGUAAAAACUCCAGAGAAAAGACUUGAGACUGAAUCUGGGGCAGUUAGUAAGAAGACAAGUGUAAGAUGUAAAAAUCAAGGUUCCUGUAAACCUUGCUUACACCUACACUUCCACAUUCAAAACUCUCCUCAGAAGUCACCAAGAAAGGGUGGUCAGACCAGCAUCCUUAAUUUCUUCCAAAACAAAGGGAGCAAGAAGAACCCCGUGGAAGAGUCAGGGAAUAAAUGUUCCUCGUGUUGCAGAUGUGCAUGUAAGGAAAGUCCAGAGAAGCUUAGUGGCAAAGAAGCUACCAGCAGUUGGAAAGGUUUAAUGUCCAGAAUGCAGAAGAACAGUGAAAAGCCUUCCUUACCAAGUGUUUCUUCUUCCUCUUCAGGACAGCAAGAGGGUAAGGCAGACCAGCAGCAGAGAAGGUGUCCCUUCUACAAAUAUAUUCCUGGUAAGUAAAACCAAAAUUAAUGUUUAGACAAGGAAACAGUUCAGAAUUUUUAGUAAUUUUGGAUGCCUCUCACUUCAUUUCAGAUAGUAGUGAUAUAUAGAUAAAUAGCAAAAACAAAUUUUGCAUGCACGUUUUUGUUUUGUGUUUGACCACAUAUAAUUCACCAGUAUAUCGUAAUACCGACCUGAAAUGUAUAAUUUACUGCUCUAAUCAAUCUUUUAUGGUAAUCCCAUGUUAGCUGCUAACUUAGUAAUGUUGUAUCAUAUAACUUUCUGUAUUAAGGUUGAUAUAUGCCUUGUUAGAUGCUGCUUUUUUUAUCAAUUGGUUGUAUGAGAGGGUAUUAGUAGUCUACAUACUUGCUGGUAGGGCACACUGUAUACAAAAAACAGUGGGAGUUAAUGUAAAUAUAUUGUUAGUAAUACCUUAAUGUAAAGUAAAAAACAGAAUAGAAACUGUGUAAGAUAUUCAUUACAUAACACUUCCUUCCCCCUUAAAGGAAAUACAACACAGGCCUUAUAAGAGAACAUAGUGGGGUAUAUUGUAUAAAAAACUUGUCUAAACUUGCCAAGUAUAUAGUUAUCAGCCAAGUACUUCAGUAACUUUCUUCGGGUUGUUCUUUGAGGAAGUUCCCUUGGUUAAGUACUUGAAAUAUGUGGUUGAGGAUCUUUUACAUGUGCCUCAUCAUUCUGAGAAUUUGAGAAUAUGCAAGUCUCAGGUUCUUCUGUCUCUGGUUGAUCUACAACUAUCAGCUAUCAUAGAUUGGCAUAAGAAAGGACCAGCAAAAUCUUUGUGUAACCUUGGCCAUGCUGAACUAGGAUUUUCCCAAAGAUGUGACUUCAUUGACAUAGGAUUCUUCUGUUGUAAUGCACAUCCCUCACACAUCUUUAUAUACAAUUAUAUACAAUUCUAUGUCAUUAUCAAUAUUUGGCCACCAUGUAAAUGUAUGGGCUAUUGACUUGGGUCUUAUGAUUCCCAGAUGGUUUGCUUAUGGAGCUUAUUGGACACUAUUACCAUUACUCCCUUCAAUAUGUAACCUUUCUUUACCGAGAAUGCACCCCAUGCAUCUACAAAAGGUUUAAACCCAGACUGUGUUAGCAAAGCGUUCUUACCAGAUAUUGUGAAAAUGC
Penaeus vannamei (Pacific white shrimp) is the source of this 2769-nucleotide messenger RNA. Lineage: Eukaryota; Metazoa; Arthropoda; Malacostraca; Decapoda; Penaeidae. The record is from RefSeq and is a predicted model, not a curated record.